Molecule: messenger RNA, 918 nt
Organism: Diuraphis noxia (Russian wheat aphid)
Lineage: Eukaryota; Metazoa; Arthropoda; Insecta; Hemiptera; Aphididae
Source: RefSeq, a predicted model, not a curated record
GGUCCAUGACUUGGUCAUGGUUUGCUCUGUCGGCUGUCCGUGCCGAACUGCCGUUUGAUAGUUUGAUACGCGUUACGUACGACUAGUGACUCACUGACUCUUUUGCACCUUUGCACUUAACGCUGUUUUUGUAUUUUGAAUUUAUUUGUUUGAUCGACAUUUUAUAUUUUUCAAUACAUAAAUUUCUAACUGUUUUAUUCUGUGCUAUCAUCAUGGUAAAUGUAUGCAUUGUGAAAGAAUGCAAUAAUUCUAGUAAGUUGACUAUGAAGAAGUGCAAAAUGUUUAAGAUACCUAAAGAUGAAUUGCGUCGUAAGAAUUGGCUGAUAAAUUGCAGUCGUCAAGAUUUAUUAGAAAAAUCAUCAGAGCACCAUGUGGUGUGUUCAGACCAUUUUAAGGACAAAAUGUUUUCAAACCCUGAUAAAACAGUUUUAUUUCCUAAUGCUGUUCCUACUAAUUUCUCAAUGAUCUUUAAAGAACAUGCUUGCAGUACUUCAUGUGUGGAUAAUAGUAUAUCAGAUCCAUUAUUGUUUAAUAAUUCAGUUGCCAUGAGUACUCCAACAAAACAAAAGGAUUCAAUUUGUAUUUCUUGUUCCCUAUCUCCAAGUUCAUCAUAUUCUGCUGAUUGUUCGAUUUCCUCAUCUACUCAAACUACUCAAAUUCUCUCAUUACAUACCGCAAUAAUGAAAAAGUAUAAAGCUGAACUUCAAGAAAUGAAAAAUAAAUACGAACAGUUAGAACUGAAAAUGAAUGUGUUAAGUGAAGUAGUAGCUAUGAAAAAUCAGGCAAAUGCAAUAGAUGUGACUUCAGUUGAAUUGUUUAACAGAGUAGUUGAAGCACAUUUACCUCCUAACCUGUGCAUGCUUAUAAAACAGUAUGUUGAAAUGGGUAAGAGAAAACCUUAAGGCUACCGUUAUUCAA